Tachysurus fulvidraco (yellow catfish) is the source of this 2105-nucleotide messenger RNA. RefSeq names its product tyrosine-protein phosphatase non-receptor type substrate 1-like. Gene Ontology annotation, biological process: response to bacterium. The coding region runs from base 792 to 1532 and encodes 246 amino acids. The transcript is spliced from 5 exons. The record is from RefSeq and is a predicted model, not a curated record. Lineage: Eukaryota; Metazoa; Chordata; Actinopteri; Siluriformes; Bagridae.
ACAGUGAGACCAAAGAGAUUGUGGUGGGUUUCUGUAGACCCCCAACACUGGUAAAUAUUCAUCAAAUGCAUAUUGAAAUAGUGGACUCAUAUAAGUACCUAGUAGCAGACUGUACAUGCUGGUAUAACAGAAGCAUAAAAAAAUUAACAAAAAAUUGGCCUGGACACAAAUGAUGGUACCUUAACCUAAUAUUUUGUUGUACAACCUUUUGAGGCAAUCACUGCAAUCAAGCGAUUUCUGUAACUCCAAUAAGAUGUCUUCACCUGUCCACAGGUAUUUUGGUCCAACUGCUCCAGCUGUCUCAGGUUUGAAGGGUGCCUUGUCCAGACUGCAGCUUUCCCCACCAUUGUUUAAUAAGAUUUAGAUCAGGGCUCAAAGAAGGCCACUUUACAAUAGUCCACUGUUUUGUUCUUCACCAUGUUUUGUUUUUUUUAGCUCUAGGUUUUUAAGCGACUGACAGCAUUAACACCGUUCACUAGAACCACAGGAUCUGAUCUGAUAACAGUUCUGAUUUAAGUUUAAUGUGUGUUUGUAUCUUUCUCCACUUUAUUAGCACUUUCUCUGUCUCUUAGUUGUUUAUAGACUAAUUUUUUCCAUCUCAACAGCAACGUCAUGACCAUUUAUCUGACAGAACAACACCAAUAUGGAAAUGUGGUUGUGAGGUGGGUGAUGAAAAUACUACAUAGAAUGUCAUCAGAUGUCUUGUUUUAGAGCAUGCUCAGUAACGCUCGGCUAUAAUAUAAAAGCAAGCCGCGCUUUCUUACACACUGUGUUAAGUGUGAAAACACAAGAUGUCUGGUUUCUCCGGCUUCUUUUUAAUCUUCUGCACUAUACAUUCAGUUGAACUUCGCUUGAAUUAUUCGGGUUCCAAUUCAAAGCCAGAAGUUUAUCAGCCUGACAAAGUUCUCUGUGUGAAUAUGGGGGACUCGGCUACUCUACACUGCUGUGUUUCUGGUGAAGAUGUUGGAGCAGUUAUAUGGUUUAUGCAACCAAACAGAAAAAAUCCCCAGAUUAUGAGCAGAGGUUAUAAAACUCCUGAAGUCACAUUUUUCAAUGAAUUCCAAAAUCUUCGUUUUCAAGUACAAAUCUCUUCAAACUGCUCCGAUAUGACUAUUUCUAACAUCAUCCAGUCUGAUGAAGCCAUGUACUACUGUGCCAUCAUAAAACCAUUCAGCACGUUUGGACGUGGGACAUAUUUAAAAAUUAAAGGUGAUCAUGUUACUAUUGCAUCAGAAUCAGAAAUGAUCAGAUCUCUACAUCGGACAGUGAUCGGUUUGGGAUCGGCUUUGGGUUUGUGCGCACUUCUGAUUUUCUGUCUCACUUAUUUCAUCCUGCGGAGAAGAAAAGGUGAUAAAACAAACGCUUCUGCUAUUGAAGAUUCUCCAAGAACGAGACAGGAAUCUGAAGUUGACACGCUGAAUUACGCAGCUUUGGAAUUCUCUAAACGGAACGCAGUAAAAAGUCGGACACAAACUGACACAACAGGAGACCAAUGCGUUUACUCUACUGUGAAAAACAGCUCUAAUGUCUAAUGUGAAUUAUCUAACACGUUUCUAAUUAAGUGACCUAUUUUAGCAUUUAUAAAGCACUUCUCUUCUUCUUACAUUAAACAUUAUAUUUGUAUAUAGUAUAUAUUUGUAUAUAUUUACCUGAAUAAAGACAAAAAAGUAAACAUGCAUCUACACUUUAAAUACUGCUUCAUUUAAUCCUGUAAAACCCAAAUAUUGAAAAAAAUAAAUAUGAAAUAUGUGCUGUGGCACACCUACCCAUCUACCUACCCACCUACCUACCUACCUACCUACCUACCUACCUAUGUACAUAACUACCUACCUCUAAACAUUUUAUAGGACACACAAACACCUUGUCCUCUUUCCCACUAAUGUCCUGGCUUUAGUUCACACAUUAACUCUCCUAGUAAUUUAGCAGGAAUGUUGUUAGUUGUCGAUCUCAUCAAAUCAUUCAAAUCUAAGAACAAACCCAGAAACAGUAACCAUAAGAAUUUACGUUUCUAGAUAUAUAUGUGUGUGUGUGUGCAACUGACAGUCGAGAGUCUGUCAGAUAUCCGGAGAGCUCGGUACUGUAGUGUUUACUUGAGAAUAAAACUG